AUGCUCCUCCGGGCCCGUGCGCAUCUGCGAACAACAUCAGUGCCGCUCAAGCGCCGGCUUGCGAGCGAGUCGGGCAGUGUUGUCGGAUCGAAGAAGCAGCGCACGGCCCUCGCCCAGCAGGCGAGCAACCGCCCUUCCGCCACUCUGCUGAUCGAGGAGUACACCAAGUCACUUUCUGAGGCCAUCUUCGACAACAAAUCCAUCGGCGAAACGCUGUCGCCUGACGCGCGCUUUCAGCUGAUCCUUGCCUUUGCGCGCAGCAACGGCGUUUCUCCGAUUGCUGCAGCUGCGAGCGUGGAACGGCUCAACUCGGUGGCCACAGACAUGCUCACCCGUAAGCGCUACCGUCUUGGCUUGGAAAGGUUUGAGAAGAUGGUGCUUAUCCGCAGCUGGAUCGCCGCCCUCUCGGAGCUCGGCAUCGAGAUGUAACGGAAUAUUCAUUCCGUAGGCCGAGGUAGUCGUCAUUCCCGGCUGAUAUUCCGCGCAACUGCGCCCACCUCAGGUGUGCCGUGUCGGGUGCGACGGCGCGAGUGAAGAGAAUGUGUGCGA
Messenger RNA from Thecamonas trahens ATCC 50062, 549 nucleotides. RefSeq lists its product as uncharacterized. The transcript has 3 exons. The record is from RefSeq and is a predicted model, not a curated record. The coding region runs from base 1 to 429 and encodes 142 amino acids. NCBI's taxonomy places the organism in Eukaryota, Apusomonadida, Apusomonadidae.